Messenger RNA from Symbiodinium sp. CCMP2592, 3600 nucleotides. NCBI's taxonomy places the organism in Eukaryota, Dinophyceae, Suessiales, Symbiodiniaceae. The record is from the annotation of a GenBank genome assembly.
AUGGCCAUUCGAGUCUAUAAACCAACCAGCGCCGGGCGACGCAACGCGUCGGUGAACCUCAAUGAGGCAGUCACCAAGAAGACCCCUGAGAAGUCGCUGCUCAAGCCAUUGUCCAAGAAGGGUGGUCGCAACCACCAGGGCAAGAUCACUGUUCGCGGUCGUGGUGGGGGUGCCAAGCGCAUGUACCGCCAGAUUGAUUUCGCUCGUCGUGAUCGUGAUGGGAUUGUCGGGACUGUGAAGGGGAUCGAGUAUGAUCCGAAUCGCAGCUGCCACAUCGCGCUCAUUGAGUACGCGGACGGCGUUAAGCGUUACAUCCUCGCUCCGAACAAGCUUACAGACGGCGAUACCGUUGAGAGCUCGUCCACCGAAGCGAUCGAGCCGAGCAUCGGCGCCUGCAUGCAGCUCAAGCACAUCCCAUCUGGUAUGAAUGUGCACUGCAUCGAGCUCCGACCAGGUGGUGGCGGCAAACUCUGCCGUAGCGCUGGUAUGUCUGCUCGCUUGACCAACAAGGAAGAAAAGUACGCGACGAUCGUCAUGCCUUCGGGUGAGACCCGUCGCGUUCCUAUUGAGUGCCGAGCAACAAUCGGUGUUGUUGGAAACUCGGAUCACCAGAACCGUCGUCUCGGUAAAGCUGGUAUCUCUCGUCACCUCGGUCGUCGUCCGAAGACUCGUGGUGUGGCGAUGAGUCACCACGCUCACCCACUUGGUGGUGGUGAUGGUCGCAGUAAGGGUGGUCGUGCACCUGUGAGCAAGUCAGGUACUUUCUCCAAGGGUGGCGGUACUCGUAAUCGGAACAAGCCGUCGCAGGAUCUCAUCAUCCGUCGUCGUAAGAGCAAGCGCCCAUAUGUCGAUGAGAAGCUCUACCGAAAGGUGGAGAAGCUCGAAGCUGCCGGCGAGAAGAAGCCCAUCAAGACUUGGGCUCGUGCAUGCACGGUGGUUCCGGAGUUCAUCGGACACACAUUCCAGGUCCACAACGGACGCUCGUUCAUCGAUGUGUUCGUGACUGAGGACAUGGUCGGGCACAAGCUGGGUGAGUUCUCCAACACGCGUACCUUCCGUGGUCACACGAACAAGAAGGAAGGGCUCAAGGAUAAAGCCAUGAAACUUAGAUCAGACGAACUCAAGAAACGCGCAGCACAGGUCGGCGUGACCGAAGAGCAGCUUGUUCAAGCAGUCUCCGGUCAAUCGCUGAGCGAGAAGGCCGCGGGAUCAGCAGUCAAGAACUGGCUCGCAGGUCGUGACCAUCCACGCUGCCGUCGUGCAGAUAUCGAAGCGAUGGCAACCGCUGUUGGUUGUCUUCCAAAGGACAUCUCAAAGUUCACUUCUCAGGUCCGCAACCAUCGCGGGAGCCAGAAGAAGGCAAAGCUUGUUGUGGACAUGAUCCGUGGCAAGUCGAUCGAUGAAGCGACCCAGAUGCUCCAGUUCUCGACCAAGCGUGCUUCGGUCAACAUCGGCAAAGCACUCCUCGCUGCACAAGCGGAUGCUGAGCAACUCGGUGCUGACACGGGCGAGCUCUUCGUGAGCGAAGCAACCGUGGAUCGUGCAACCCACAUCAAGCGUCAUCCAUUCGGACUUCGACUCGGUGUUACGGAAGCCCACCGCUCACGCUGGUAUGCUCCGAAAGCUCUCUACGGCGAGCUCCUCGUCGAAGACGAGAAGAUCCGUCAGUACCUCAACAAGCGUCUGAACCAGACUCCGCCGAGCGCGUCUGUUUCGGACAUCCACAUCGAGCGUACUCGCGAAGAACUGAAGAUCAUCGUUCGGACCGCUCGUCCAGGCAUCGUGAUUGGUCCUAAGGGAUCUGAGAUUGAUCGUAUGACCGAAGAGCUCCGUUACAUGACUGGUCGUAAGGUUGCGAUCUCUGUUGUGGAGAUCCGUGAGCCUGACCUUGAAGCGCAGCUUGUCGCAGACGGUGUUGCUGAGCAGCUCAAGAAGCGUAUGGGAUUCCGCCGCGUCCUCAAGAUGCGUGCUGAGAAUGUCAUGAACGCUGGUGCUCAGGGUGUGAAGAUCCAGGUCGCUGGUCGUCUUGGUGGUGCGGAAAUGAGCCGUCGUCUUGAUGUGCGUCUUGGAUCACUUCCGCUGUCGACGCUUCAAGCGAAUAUCAACUACGGCUUCUCCGAGAGCCACACUACUUACGGUGUUCUGGGCGUCAAAGUCUGGAUCUACAAGGGUGUGUACUCGACUCAGGAAGAAGAAAAUCAAUCUAACGCGGCAGGUGCCCGCGCUCGUGCUCGAGCGACCAAGGGUAACUAUGUUGCUUUCGGCGAGUUCGGUCUUCAGGCGCUCGAGGGCUGCUGGCUCAAGAGCAACUGUAUCGAAGCGGGUCGUGUGACAUGUCAGCACUUCCUCAAGCGUGAGGGCAAGCUGUUCAUCCGUGUGUUCCCGGACAAGCCGAUCUCCAAGAAGCCACUCGAAACUCGUAUGGGUAAGGGUAAGGCGGAUGUGGAUUACUGGGCGGCACGCGUUCGUCCCGGCACGAUCCUCUACGAACUUGCAGGUGUCAGUGAAGUUCGCGCCAAGGGGGCAUUUGCCCGUGUCGCGAUGAAGAUGCCGAUCAAGCAUAAGGGGCUGAUGAUGACUGGUGCAGAAGUAAAAGCAUUGAAAGACGAAGAGAUCGUGGUCGAGCUUGGCCGUCUCCGCAGUUCGCUGAUGGCGAUGCGGAACAAGAGCGUGACCGAGAAGAUCGAAGACACCUCGCAGUUUGGCAAAAUCCCAGACCGCGCGGAACAACAAAGACUCCUGAGGAUGACCAUGAGCGAUACCGAAAUCAAAGGUGCAAAGAUUGGCGUGGUGGAGACCGACACUCGGGACAAGUCCCGCAAAGUGGUGAUCCAUUACAAAGCCCCGCACCCAAAGUAUGGCAAGUUCGUGAGCAAACGCACUGUGAUGCAUGUUCAUGAUGAAAACAAUGAGUCGCAUACAGGCGACGUGGUCGAGAUCGGCAAAAUGCUCCAGCAAGAAUCCAGAUGUGAAGUCGCGGACAACUCAGGCGCCAAAGUCGCUUAUGUUAUCCGUGUGUACGGCGGAUCCACGCGUCGCGACGGUCAGACCCGUCGUCAAGCGUUCAUCGGCGACAAGGUCCUCGUGAGUGUCAAGAAAGCACUCCCAGGGUCAGAGGUGAAGACUGGUGAAAAGUACAAGGCAGUCCUUGUCCGCACCGCGAAGCCAACCCGCCGUAAGGAUGGUUCGUAUGUGAAGUUCGAUUCGACCGCGGUCGUCCUCAUCAAUGAUGACGGCAACCCGAAGGGCACCCGCAUCUUCGGCCCGGUCGCUCGUGAACUCCGCGAACGCAACUACAUGAAGAUUGUGUCCCUCGCACCGGAGGGUCAGACCGGAGAGGUCAUCAAGAUCCUCAACAAGACGGACAAGGUCAUCGUCAAAGGUGUCAAUGUCAAGACCCGGCAUGUGCGUCCGACCCAGAUCAACCCAAAGGGUGGAGUGGUCAAUAAGGAAAUGCCUCUGCACAUCUCUAAUGUGAGUCCUGUGGUUGAUGGCAAACCAACACGCGUGCGUUUCGAGACUCAGAAGGACGGCUCAAAGAAUCGCGUAGCGGUCCGUAACGGCAAGUCACUCGGUCAGGUCAGCGGUCCUAACUCGUAA